AUUGGUGAUUUGAUUUUGUUGGUGAUUAUUUUGGGACAGGCACGAGCUAGGGAGACUGUAUUACGAUUUGCCAGAUGCAUGUAAAGAGAGCGGUUGACGGAAAAAAACAACAUGACAGCACAUUGACAGGAUGCAAACAAGCAAAAUUGUGUGAAUUAUGUUUUUGUUUUUAUUUCAUUUUUAUUUUUAAAUACUCUUUUUGCCCUUUGAGUCGCCAAUAAAUACCCAGGCUUUGGAAUUGCGCUCUGUCACUGGCGAAACAGCUAGCAGCUCUCCCGCUCUCCUUAGCGCAAUCUCAAGUUGCAUCUCGGACACGCAGAGCAUCUCCCGUCCUCCAAAUCACAUGCUGCGUUCGUUGCGUUGUCCGACUCCUUUUUAUCUUUGAGAUUCCUCCAGUGCCUAGGCAUCUUAGUUUCACGCUUUUGAAAGAGGCACUGACUGGAGCUAAACUAUCGAAUCCUACCUUGAAUGCUUCUCCUUGCGGUCUCUCUUUUCUCACCCUUUGCUCACCUCACCUCACUUUUCACCUUCAUGGGGGGCCAAAACAAGGACCGCGACGCAAUGCAUACCCCUCACCCUCACCCUCUCGCUCGCCCUCACCCUUCCCCCUUCAUCCCUCUUCUUUUCUCUUCUCUUCUCUCUCUCCUCGCCGUGACCCCCAUUUAUUUUGUACCACUACCUACUGCCUACUCUAUGUACAAGCACUUGUGUGUACUUGUAUGUUUCCCUCUCAGCAGCAACCCGCUUUUUUGCCACUUCAUCAAAAUGCUACCACGAAUCCCAUCUGACCCGCCCAUUGGCCGGAAUGCCCUCCCCGAUAAGCACUUCCCGCGGAAGCACUUCCUGCUGCUCCAAACGGGCACAAACGCCGUUGCGACCAGGGGGGGGGGGCAUGGCAAGGCAUGGGCCUGUAAGGUAAGUUUUAACAUAACGCGGUUGAAUGGGGUGGCGGGCUUUUUGCUGCUCUGCGGUUUGCUUUGCUUUGCGUUGCUUGCAAGGUUUAUUACCGUGUGCUCGUAUGUACAUACGUGGGUGUGUAUGAAACGCCCCGUGGGUAGGUAGGCAGGCAACAGCAGUCAAGCCCCAUGGCUGGCUUGUUGAUGCAUGCAUGCAAGCAAGCAAGCAAGCAGCCUGAGCUCCACGGCGUAUAACAAGGACAAGAUGUAGCAGCACUACCUAGGU
Messenger RNA from Trichoderma asperellum CBS 433.97, 1182 nucleotides. RefSeq lists its product as uncharacterized. NCBI's taxonomy places the organism in Eukaryota, Fungi, Ascomycota, Sordariomycetes, Hypocreales, Hypocreaceae. The record is from RefSeq and is a predicted model, not a curated record.